UUGGAAGAAGAGAGGAGAGGAGAGCGCUGUUGUUCCGUCAAAACACACUCCAGCGCAGUCAGUCAAGUCAGUCAGUCAGUGUGUGUUGUUGAAAACGGGAGCGCCGGGCUGCAUUCCGCAGGAGAAGAAGAAGAAGAAGUAGUAGAAGAAGUUUGUUGGCCGUCCCAUCACUCCAGAAAACUUUUUUUUUGUUUUGGGGAUUGUUUGAUUUUAUGAGAGAAAGCGAAAGGCAAGAAGGUGAAACUGCGAGGGAAUGGAGAAGCACAAAGUGCUGGACCAGCUCCUGAUGGAGCUCCACCGCUUCCUGCUCAUCCUGGACAAGGAGACCCUGAGUGGUAACGCCACCGUCCAGAAGGGCUUGCUCUCCGAUCUCCUCCAGUCCUACAGAGCCUCCAAUGGUGCUGACGAGGAGUACAUCUACAUGAACAAAGUCAUUGUUGGCGGAAAGGACAAAAACAACAAAGAUGACAGACCAGAUGCCUUCAUCAACGGUAAAGCAGCAAAAUAUGUCUCCGUCCCACAGAAGAGCCUUCCCGACCUGCCGCCCCCAAGAGCAGGCGUGGUGGGUCGAGAGCCGUUCCCCUUACCUGCACUUCCUUCUCCAGCCUGUAUAGACCCUUCAGAGAGUUACUAUGAGGAGGCUCAGCCCUAUGAGGAAACUUUUAAUGAUGAUGGGGAAGCAGUUAGCAGUUCAUACGAGUCGUACGACGAGGAGGAAGUGACCAGAGGAAAGUCACCGUCAGCACAGCACCAGUGGCCGUCAGCCGAGGCGUCCAUUGAGCUGAUGAAGGACGCUCGCAUCUGUGCCUUCCUGUGGAGAAAGAAGUGGUUGGGCCAGUGGGCCAAACAGCUGUGUGUCAUCAAAGACCAUCGCCUACUGUGCUAUAAGAGCUCCAAGGAGCAGACACCUCUGCUGGAUGUGAGUCUUCUGGGCUGCAGUGUGGUCUACAAGGAGAAGCAGCUGAAGAGGAAAGAGCACAAACUGAAGAUCAUUCCCGUGGGAGGGGAGGCCAUCGUGCUGGCUCUACAGAGCAAGGAGCAGACAGAGCAGUGGCUGAGGGUGAUUCAGGAGAUCAGUCCCAAACCAGCCGAAAACUGUGACCCCUCUGUAUCUGACUCCCCAAGGCUCAUUUGUACAAAGGGAGAGCUGAGUGAGAGACACUCUGUGGCCUCAGAGAGCGGCAGCAGCACUGACAGCCAUGCUGAGAUCCCUGAAAACAAAGAUGUGAAGAAAAAAAGCAGCACAGGUUUGAAGUUCAGCAACCUCAUGAACAUCGGCAAGAAGAAAACCUCUUUGUUAGAGAGCCCAGAGAAAUGUGUGGACACCUCAGGCUACCUCAACGUGUUGGUGAACAGCCAAUGGCGCCCCUGCUGGUGUCUAAUCAAGAACGGGCAGCUAUGGUUUUACCAGGACAAGGGCAAGAACAAAGUGAGCCAGCCAGCUGUGACCCUUGGGGGCUGCAGCGUCUUGCCCGACCCCAGCCCUGAGCACCUGUACUCCUUCAGGAUCGACAUGGACGGCACACAGCUGGCAACCUUAGAGGCUAAGACGUCCGCAGACAUGGGCCACUGGCUGGGCCUCUUGCUGUCACAGACGGGGAGUAAGACAGACCCAGAGGAGCUGACUUACGACUACGUCAACGCUGAGAGGAUCUCCAGCAUCGUCACUGCUGCCAAGACGUCCUUUUACUUGAUGCAGAGGAGGUAUUCAGAGCCAAACACCUACAUAGACACCCAACCCUCCCUCACGCUCAACUCUGAUGAACUGUAUGAUGAUGUGGCCUCUAUAGCUGAUCCAGAGGACACUGAGGAGAGCGGCCUGCCAGACAUUGAAGACAACAAUCUGCAGGAACAUGAUCAAACAUGUGCGCAGGAUACACAAAACCCAGAAGAGGACACUGAAAACAGGAUUUACCUGGACCUAGUCCCUGUACGUUCCUUCCUCCAUACAUCCUGUGGGAGUAAAACCUCCCCUGCCAAAGAAACUUCUAGACAUUCCCUAGUUGCAGUAGAAGACCAGAAGGACGCCUCAUCUCAAACUAAAGAGGUCAUUUCAACGGACCGAACUGAGCCAGACACGACACCUGUGUUAAAUGGAACAAGUCCAACCUCCGCUACUAGCAAACCUGAACAAGAGCGCCCCCCGACUCCCUCUCCAGCCUCGCAGCCACAAACUCAACCAGUCAAGACCUCAUCCCAAAGCCAGGAGACCCCAAAGAGGAUGAGCCUGGGAAUCCCACAGGCCUUCAGCUCCUCCGGGGUUCAGAUCCAUAAAGUACAGACUGCUGCCGGGUUUCCUCACAGUCCUCAACCAUUGCGACCCAAAUCACAUACUAUAGGGUCUCCCGGUGCAGUUGAAGGGAAACUGGGCAAGAACCGCACAGAGGCAGAUUUGCGGCGCUACAUCGACGAGCGUGACCGCCUGGAGAAAGAGAGGGAGGAGAUGAGGAGCAGCCUGGCAACGCUGAAGAAAGAGAGGAGGGAAAUCAAAGAGGAGCUCGGCGCCUGCCAAGAUCCCAAGCAGCAGGCCUCAUUAGAAGCCCGUUUGAAGCAGAAGGAGGAGGCAUGUCGGGAGGCGGAGCGCCGUAGGGUAGAGGUGGAGCUACGAUUGGUAGAAGUGAAGGAAAGUCUGAAGAAGGUGGAGUCGGGGCCUUUCACACUGGGAACCACACUGGACAGCAGCCUCCAGGACACACCCACGUCUAAAACAGCAACCCUGCCUGCUCAACAGACAUCAUCAUCCUCAUCAUCGACAUCAUCCCAACCCGCCAACAGCAACGUCAGUGCAGACCCUGGCUCCCCCGUGAACUCUGCAUCUGCGCUAAAGAGCAGACCAGCAUCCAUCAUGGCCACCAAAGGCAAAGUCCUGCAGAAAGCUAAGGAAUGGGAGAAGAAAUCCACCAUCUAGAGGGAAACCGGAACGCCCUUUGACCUCCUUUGACCUCUCAAACCCACAAGUUUCUCAGACCAGAAAGUUCAAUCAACAUCUUCUUCCCUUCACUCUCUGGAUCCUUCAUCACCUCCCUGUCCAAACUAUAAAGAGCCAAUCAGAGAGCUGCACAAGCCGUCUUCUCAAAUACCACUGGAUAAUCUCAGUUUCAAUGACUUUUCAAGUUGUUUUUUCCCCCCCUAUUUGCAAUCAAGGAAAUUGAUGUAGUAGCAUUUUGGGCCAGUCUCACGUUUGUUCCUGAUAACGAUGCACAUGAUGGGAUGUUUCCACAUUGAAAACAGCCAACCGACAUUUGAAACCACUGAAGUCUGAGACAUAAAGACACCGCUCUACAAAAUUGGCCAUUUUGUACGCUCUAGAUUGUAGCUUGGUUCAUAUAUGCUGGUAGCCAAGAUGUAAAUAUAUUUACACCAUUAUUCGGCCUUUUGGCUUGUAUUGCUAGCUAAAAAUGCACUUUUUAUUCAAAUAAAAAUGUACUGACAACAA
Molecule: messenger RNA, 3436 nt
Organism: Larimichthys crocea (large yellow croaker)
Lineage: Eukaryota; Metazoa; Chordata; Actinopteri; Sciaenidae
Gene: afap1l2
Product: actin filament associated protein 1-like 2
Exons: 19
Coding region: 254-2908 (884 amino acids)
Biological process (GO): inflammatory response; positive regulation of DNA-templated transcription; regulation of interleukin-6 production
Cellular component (GO): cytosol
Molecular function (GO): SH2 domain binding; SH3 domain binding
Source: RefSeq, a predicted model, not a curated record